Messenger RNA from Paramisgurnus dabryanus, 1187 nucleotides. The record is from RefSeq and is a predicted model, not a curated record. NCBI's taxonomy places the organism in Eukaryota, Metazoa, Chordata, Actinopteri, Cypriniformes, Cobitidae.
UGGAAAGGAUCAUGAUGAGAACAGAGAACGAGCUCACCAUGAGGAACCUCAAGAACCUCAACCAGGAACUCCAGGCGCAAGUUAAAGAGCUGAAACAAAAGUUGCAUCUCAGCCAGCAGAGGGCGACACUUUGCUCCAGGGCGGCUGAGGAUGCUGACAGGGCUCGAGCAGAGGCCGAUAAGAGCAGGGCUCUAGCAGAGGUCCGUGCUCUGGACAGCAAACAGGAGAAAGAACUUGCAACAUCCGACAAAACACGGCUUAGUGAGGACCUACAACAGCUAAAGAAAGAGCACACCAAUGUCCAGAUGCUUUUAACGCAAAGUGAAAAGAACUACUUUGAGACCAAGAUUAAACUAGACAGAGUGUCAGGUGAUAAACAGGUUCUUCUGGAAGAGAACAGAGUACUGGAAGAUGAAAGAAACACAUUACGGCACAAACUGAAGGAGCUGACGGAGGAAAAUGUGAAGAUAAUGGAAAAGGAGGUGAACUCCAGACGCAGAGCUCUGCUCGCUGAGGAACAAUGCGAGAGAGCCAAUAAAGGCCAGCAAGAUGCUGAGCAGGAACGAAAACUUGCAGAGCGAGAGAGAGAAGAUCGCACCAGAGAGUGUCUUUCCUGGAGAGAGAAACACCAGACUCUGGCCGAAAUCAUCAGGGCACAGGAAGAACUCAAGUCUCAGAGGCAGACCAAAGCCUGCCAAGCUAAUAUAAAGAGCUACUUUCUAUGCAUGACUGAGAGCGACCAGAGGGUUAAGAUUCUCAAAAAUCAAGAUGGCACACCAAGAAACUUCUCAGAAGGAGACCCUGUGUACAUUUCCAAACCUGAUCCCGCCAGUGAGGAUUCAGACAGGAGCUCAGGAAGAACCAUGUUUCGGGUUGCUGCACCCCGGGUUGGAAGGGACACUGGACCGACCCACUUUAGUGAGCUGUCACCAAUGGCAAAUUCCCAUGAUUCUGGUUUUUCAAGAAGAAACAGAAAAGUAGUUGAAUAUUUUUGGAUCCCCACAGAUGAGGAAUAAUUAAUAAAUAGGACAUAUAUUUUAAACUCUUCAAAUGAAUGUGUUAAAAUAACACAUCUUGUAUAUACUUAAGGAAAACACAUCUCUGUGUUAUUUUUGGAACAACACACUUUGUUUUAACACAUCUUGUGUGGUCCCUCUUAUUUAUUUGAAUAUAAAAUCAACACGAAA